UGCCCCCGACUGAACAUCGGGGAACAUUCAUCUCGGGAAAAUGUAAGCGGAGCCAGCCUUUUGUCACGAUCCUGCCUGCAGCCAAGCUGUCCCGUAUAAAUUCAGAAGGCCCCUUAGCGGGGGGAGCACGCUGGGGCUGCUGACUGUGCAGUUUUGGAAGAGGUUUCCCGGUUAGAGGAGUGGCAAAAAAAAAAAAAUCAAUAGCGCGAGGGAUGGCUGUAAAAGGAGCCCCAUCCAGCGAGCAGAAGCAACAGCUGACCUAGACAGAACCGCUAGCCCACCCUCUCCCUCGAGCGUACAAAGACGGGGCUUGGGCUUGGGGCGGGAGACAAAGAGACCCUAGCUGACGCCCUGGCUUCAUCCUAGCUAAAGUUAGGAGCAGACGCGAGAGCCUCGAACUCGUCUGGUCCACGAGCCCAUCCCCACUCCCGCACCCGCCGCCCUCCACGGUCUUCCCUUGGCAGAGGAAAGGUGGGCAGCGGAGGAACUGAAGGGGGGGGGCGGCGGUUAACAGUUCUUUGUCUCACGAGAAAUGUGAAAGAAAGGCUGCAGGGAGACCCUGGCAGGGUUUGCGAAGGCACCGCGACUGGAGCAAAGGCAGAAAACUGCAAGGGAACGAGAGGCAGAAAGAAGGCUCGCAGCUCAGACCGCCGCGGAGAAGGGCCGGAGCUGGGGCUGGGGCACCUCUUGCUCCCAAGGCAGCCGUCUGCGGUCGGCUGCACCUGGCUCCGCGCACUCUUGAGGGUGCGCAGCGCCUGUGGGUGUGUCUCUCGCAUUCGCCCUGCACCCGCCAGCUUCUCCAGACGCGAUGAACGGGCUGAUAAGCAUCCUGCUGGGGGCAAUGCUGCUCUGGAGCCAGGGAGGCUUCUCCCGGAGGGUCGUCAGCGGUCAGAAGGUGUGCUUCGCAGACUUCAAACAUCUCUGUUACAAAAUAGCCUAUUUUCAGGACUUGUCCAGCCGGGUGGGAUUUCAGGAGGCUCGCCAGGCUUGUGCAAGUGAUGGUGGGGCUCUUCUCAGCCUCGAGAGUGGAACCGAGCAGAAGUUAAUAGAGAGCAUGCUUCAGAACCUCACCAAGCCAGACACAGGCAUUUCUGAUGGCGACUUCUGGAUUGGACUUUGGAGGAGCGGAGAGGGACAGACGUCGGGUGCUUGUCCGAACCUCUACAGGUGGUCUGAUGGAAGCAGCUCCCAGUAUCGAAACUGGUACACGGAUGAACCUUCCUGUGGAAGCGAAGCCUGUGUCGUGAUGUAUCAUCAACCAACGGCCAAUCCUGGGCUUGGGGGUCCCUACCUUUACCAGUGGAAUGACGACAGAUGCAACAUGAAGCACAACUUCAUCUGCAAGUAUGAACCAGAGAGUGAGCCAACCGUCGUCACAGCAGGCAAACCCUUGGAUGCAAGUAAACCAGAAGAUCCCUAUCACAUAGUGGUAAAGGAAGCAGGUAUAAUCCCCAACCUGAUUUAUGUUGUAAUACCAACAAUACCUCUGCUCUUGUUGAUACUGGUAGCUUUUGGGACCUGCUGUUUUCAGAUGCUACAUAAAAGCAAAGGAAGAACAAAAACGAAUCCCAACCAAUCCACACUCUGGAUUUCAAAGAGCACCAAGAAGGAGAGCGGCAUGGAGAUAUAAUAGCUGAAUGAUUUGGCUUCCAAGGAAGAAGUCACGCUUUAACUUUCUGGAUGUGUAUAACCGAUGACAUCAGAACAUUAGCUCGGAAUGGCUUUGAAAUCUCCAUCAGCAAGAGGAACUGUAUGCUCCACCUUGAGACAAAUAUUAGGAUCAUUUUCUAUGUUUAGUAUUUCUUUAACAAAAUAUGCCAUGCUAAAUAAAGACGUGAAGCCUGCUUACUUUGCCAAAGGGAGCCCCUGAGCUUCAUGUGAACAAUAACGUGGGCAGUAAAGUUCAGAAUGACAUGUGAACGUGUCAGCAGUGUGUGUUUGAAUGGUAAUACACAGCUAUUUUUCUUUUACCUUGCACAUGUUGUAGUGAAGUUGAAAUACUAUAACAUACUGAAAUUUGCACUGAAUAAAUUAUUUUAUCUUUGCUUAGCUAUUUGAUAAAAUAGAUGGCUUUGCUAUGUA
Messenger RNA from Monodelphis domestica (gray short-tailed opossum), 2082 nucleotides. RefSeq names its product chondrolectin (gene CHODL). The record is from RefSeq and is a predicted model, not a curated record. Lineage: Eukaryota; Metazoa; Chordata; Mammalia; Didelphimorphia; Didelphidae.